Prorocentrum cordatum is the source of this 180-nucleotide messenger RNA. The record is from the annotation of a GenBank genome assembly. Lineage: Eukaryota; Dinophyceae; Prorocentrales; Prorocentraceae.
GACCCCAUCAUCCUGAUGUGGGGGGCAGAGUCCCUGAGGGAGGGCUGGACCGCUUUGAAGCAGCUGGAGGAGGACGAGCCCACGAUCGCCGCCGCCAGCGUCGUGCGGAAGAACCCUCGGAUUCUCACUAUCACCAUGGCGGCCCAGCCUUCGGCCGCGAAUCAGUCGGACCGACACUGA